Messenger RNA from Leptonychotes weddellii (Weddell seal), 1345 nucleotides. NCBI's taxonomy places the organism in Eukaryota, Metazoa, Chordata, Mammalia, Carnivora, Phocidae. The record is from RefSeq and is a predicted model, not a curated record.
GCGCCGUAGAGUAAACUCGCUAAGCGGGGAUGAGGUUUGCCGGAACCCAUGCCUCCGUCUUCUGCUUCCGGGUCGGAGCCAUGGCGGUGGCAAAUUCAAGCCCUGUCAAUCCCGUGGUGUUCUUUGAUGUUAGCAUUGGCGGCCAGGAGGUUGGCCGCAUGAAGAUCGAGCUCUUUGCGGACGUUGUGCCUAAGACGGCCGAGAAUUUUAGGCAGUUCUGCACCGGAGAAUUCAGAAAAGAUGGGGUUCCGAUAGGAUACAAAGGGAGCACCUUCCACAGGGUCAUAAAGGAUUUCAUGAUUCAGGGUGGGGAUUUUGUUAACGGAGAUGGUACUGGAGUUGCCAGUAUUUACCGGGGGCCAUUUGCAGAUGAAAAUUUUAAACUGAGACACUCAGCUCCAGGCCUGCUUUCCAUGGCAAACAGUGGUCCCAGUACAAAUGGCUGCCAGUUCUUCAUCACCUGCUCUAAAUGUGAUUGGCUGGAUGGGAAGCACGUAGUGUUUGGAAAAAUCAUUGAUGGACUUCUAGUGAUGCGAAAGAUUGAGAAUGUUCCCACAGGCCCCAACAAUAAGCCCAAGCUGCCUGUGGUGAUCUCACAGUGUGGGGAGAUGUAGUCCAGAGCAAGACUGAUCAGUCAAAAGUUAUCUGGAGCUGGAACAGAUGAAUAGCAACUCUAGCAUCUGACUCUUCUGUCCAUACACAUUAUUGCUGCAAGCCUUUUUCACCUGGAUUACUGGUGCAGUUGCCCAGACAACCUCUCUGCUGUCAGUACCUUCUCCGGUCCAUUUUCUAUACCAUGUUAUUCAUAGAACAAAAUUAUUAAGAUACUGUGUGUCAAGUACUAGUCCAGAUGCUUCAGGAACUCAGUCUGAGGAGAGGAAGGUUUAAUUAAUGCAACACAGUGUGUUAGGAUAGGAGGGUCUCCGAACAAGGUAACAUCUGAGGCAAGACCCAAAGGAUGAAGAGUUAAGCAGUCAGAAGAAGGGAGAAAGGAAGAGUUAUAUGUAGAAGGAAUAGUAUGUGAUAGCUCAAAGGAAGCAAUGGCUCAAAGAUCACCUGGAAGGUUGAACGAGGAAUGUGAAAGAAGUGUCAGAGGUAAGUUUGGAGAAGUCUUACAGGGUCAUGUAAACCACAAUAAGGAAGUUGGACAAACCUAAGGGCAGUAGUAAUAAGACUGUCAUGAUCAGAUAGAUGUUUUCAGAACACCCUGGAUAUCGUGGUGGAGAAUCUUAGAGGAAGAAAGAGGUAGAGAGUGGCUAGGAGGCCACAGCAGUGCUCUAAAGUGAGGGGUCAGCAAACUGGUUGGCAGGUCAGAUCACACUCCCUGUUUUUCAGUGGCUCAUAA